Messenger RNA from Aegilops tauschii subsp. strangulata, 696 nucleotides. Lineage: Eukaryota; Viridiplantae; Streptophyta; Magnoliopsida; Poales; Poaceae. The record is from RefSeq and is a predicted model, not a curated record.
AUGCGGGGCCUAGCCAAUGAGAUCACAGCGGCAGGGAAACCCAUAGAUGAGGAAGAGCUUCUCUCCCACAUCACAUCCGGGCUUGACAUGGAAUACCAGCCCAUCAUCAGCGCCUUGAACGUGCGUCCUGAGCCGACCACGGUCGAUGAGCUCUUCGGCAUGGUAUCCACCUUCGACCAAAGAGUCGAGAUGUUCCAGGGCACAGGCGGCCAAGCCUUCAAAUCUUCGGCCAACGCCGCUUCCCGCGGUUGGGGUGGCCCUUCCAAAGGCUACCGUGGUGGUGGUGGUGGCUCUCGCCACGGUGGGCAUGACGGCGGCGGUGGUGCUGGCCACUACGGCGGUGGUGACGGCGGACACUACUCCAACUCUCACGGUGGUGGCAGUGGCGGCCACUACGGUGAUGGUGGUGGCAACCAUGGUGGUGGCUAUGGUGGCCACUACUCCAACUCCGGAGGCAGCAGAGGACACAACUACAACAACAAUGGUGGUCGCCCCUUCUACAACAACAACAGGGGAGGCCAGAACAACUACAACAACAACUUCAGAGGGUAUGAUGAAUAUGAAGGAAAAUGUCAGAUUUGCAAGAAAACUAAUCAUAUUGCAAAGGAAUGCAAGUGGCGCUAUGCAGACGAUAACUCACAGAAGAAGAGAGUUGCCGCCGUAGCCAACAAGUCAUAUGGAGUAGAUACCAACUAG